AUGGUCAAACGCAUUCUAUGUUAUACUGCUGUUUUAGUGUGUUUAAAUAUCGUAUAUGGAACACCUGCCAAAGGCCUAUUUUGUCAAGAUCCAGAUACUGGGAAACUUUACCCAAUAAACUCUACAUGGCAAUCCGAAAGCUUUUGUGGCAAUUACACUUGCAAACUUAGAAAGAAGAACAUUACUGAGACUGAAUAUACGCCAAUAACAAAAGUAAACAUUACAAAAGACAACUUGAACAAGAAAAACAAUAUCUUACAAGACGACAUGUCAACAAGCCCGAGUGAGAAUUCUUUUACUGUAAUAAAAAACGUAGAUCCAAUCAAACAACCCGUCUUUAACAAAGAUAAGUACAAGAUUGAUGAAAUAAACGCUGAUAGUACGGAUAGAUAUUUGACAGAAUCGGAAAUAAGUACGAUUACUGAAAUACUUCAUACCGUUAAAAAGAGUGACUUAGAAGCUAUUAUCGAAAUAUAUAACCUAGCUCAGGAAAUUUAUGAUGAAAUGGAUAGCACAAAUGAAAAAUUAGUGAAAAGCCCUUUUGAUAGUUUAAGAAUUGGUGAGAAUGAAAAUAAAAAAAAUAAAAACAAGGACUCUAUUUCAUAUUGGUAUGAACCUUUACAAUAUGGCAAUAAAAAAUUAAAGGAUCUUAAAACUGAAAUGACUAAUGCUGUGUCUGUCACUAAAACUUACCCAAAUCCAACUACCUAUUUCAACAGACCUGUGCCAGAUAAAGAAUUAAUGAAAAUGCCGUACUACUAUCCAGUAUCAAACUUUCAGAGAAUGUCAUCAUAUAUACACAAACCCUAUAGUAUACCACAACCAAUUAUAGAGCCACCAAAACCUUGUAAUAAACAUGUCUACCCACCUUGGUAUUCAAGUAAGCCAGUCAUUCCUCAACAACCAAUGCUACCAUAUCCAUUUUCUUAUGUACAUCACUACAAUAUGAGUUACCCAGCAAGUUUUUAUUACAAUAGCUUUCCAUGGGCUCAAUUAGAUAUAUAUAAUCGUAACAAAAAUUACCAACAGCCUUAUGGCACAUAUUUCCGGCACGAAAUUUCAAAUGCUGUACCUGAAGAGACAGAAGUAAAAGACGUGGAAGAUGAAAACGAAGUUAAAGAAGGAAACAAUCCAUUAGAUGAAGAAACGUUAAAAGUACCUGAAUGGCAAACUGAUGAAAUACCAAAGAAUGUGUUAGAUGAAGUUAAAGCAAAUAUUGUAGAAAAAUCUAAACUGCUGAAACCAUUGUCUUUAAGGAAAAAUAUUAAAUUGGAAAAAGUUGGAAAGGUGAUUAAGCUAGACGAAUUGUUAAGAAAAAAGAGGAAUAUUAUCAGCAGUGAUACUGAUGAUGUUGAAGGCGAUCAAUUUGAAGCUCAUAUUGAAAGAACAACAUGUGAAUCACUUUCGACGGAGCCAGGUUACUUUAGAGUUGGAAACGCAUCUGAGCCGUAUCCAGCUUGCUGUCCGCAAAAGAUACAAAAGAUAAAUAACCGA
Molecule: messenger RNA, 1494 nt
Organism: Brenthis ino (lesser marbled fritillary)
Lineage: Eukaryota; Metazoa; Arthropoda; Insecta; Lepidoptera; Nymphalidae
Source: the annotation of a GenBank genome assembly